Messenger RNA from Phlebotomus papatasi, 1353 nucleotides. RefSeq names its product prefoldin subunit 3 (gene mgr). The transcript has 2 exons. Gene Ontology annotation, biological process: tubulin complex assembly; protein folding; microtubule-based process. Gene Ontology annotation, molecular function: tubulin binding. Gene Ontology annotation, cellular component: prefoldin complex; cytoplasm. Lineage: Eukaryota; Metazoa; Arthropoda; Insecta; Diptera; Psychodidae. The coding region runs from base 618 to 1196 and encodes 192 amino acids. The record is from RefSeq and is a predicted model, not a curated record.
UGAUAAGUUUAGUGGAUUUCGUAAACUUUAAAUCCUUAAAUUUUCUUACAGAAAGACAUCAAGAAUACUUCUUGGAGAAACUCAAGGGAAUUGUAUCAAAAAUUGAAUGCAAAUUGCUCUUUUAGUGAGUCUCAAAAGUUUUUCUGGCUUUGUGAAGUUUGUUUGAAAAAAAAAAAUCAAAAUAUUGGUGCUGAUUUUAUUUAAUUAUUUUAUGGCCAGAAUCUGGCCGCCAGAUGUGAAAAGCUUAAAGAUUCUCUAAAAUUUCUUCUAAUAAGAUAACAUUGCAGCUUUCUUUGAGAAAAGUUGACCAAAAGCUUCCGCAAAUUCCUUCCCAAAAAACUAUUUUAAAUUUUUUAUUAUUAAAUUUUGUGCGGGAUAUCGGCCCAUCACCCCGCUCAUCAUGCCCCUUCCCAUUUUCUUGCCACGCCCCGUCUUUAUGCUAUGAUAUCUUUUACAAAUAUUGACAUAUUUUUACAGGACUGUAUCUGCCUUAAAAAAGCGAUUUGUCGGUAUCUUUCGAUCUCUUUUUGACAUGCUUUGCUCGUGAAGAAAAUUUUCUGGACAAUCUGUUUGAAUUUUGGUGUUUUUCUCCAGUUAUAUAUCAAUAGUGUGGGAAGAUGACUACCGUAGAGAUGCCCAAACUGCCUGAGAGUCAGAAGACCUACGCAGGAAUCCCAGAAGCUGUCUUUGUUGAGGAUGUGGACACAUUUAUGGCCCAACCGGAGAAUGACAACAACAGCGAUCGGGUUCUCCGGAAAUUGGAUGAGCAGCAUGGCAAGUACAAAUUCAUGGAGCUCAACAUUGCCACAAAAAGACGGAAGCUCAAGCAGCAGAUUCCUGAUCUGGCCAAAUCCCUCGAGAUGAUUAACAUCCUGAGAAAUCAGGCGGAUGACAUGGAGACACAAUUCCUUCUCAGUGAGCAGGUCUUUGUCAAGACUACAAUUUCACCCACAAAGACUGUUUGUCUGUGGCUGGGGGCCAAUGUGAUGCUGGAGUAUCCACUGGAUGAGGCUGAGGAACUGCUGAAGCAGAAUAUGGAUUCGGCCAUUGUAAACCUCAAGUGCUUGGAGCACGAUCAGGACUUUCUCCGGGAUCAAUUGACCACCACAGAGGUGAAUAUGGCUAGGGUCUACAAUUGGGAUUUGAAGAAGAGGCAAGCAGCCAAAGCAGCCAGCACAACUCCGGCCAGUUCGUAAUUCCCUCCCCAGAAACCUCCCGUCACCCAAACAAUUCACUUCACGCGCCUCCCCCAAAGUCAUGUCUUGUUGCAGAAUACUUACAUUUAUAUUUUAACGCUUCCCCACAGAGCUUCUGAAUAAAAACCUUUUAAUAAUCCAAAAGACCGGAUCAGCA